UGUGGCAACAAUGUAAUGUAAACUGCGUACGCAUCUAAAAAUAUAACCCUAGUUAUGGCAAAAAGUUCUAAUAUUAUUAUUAAUUAUUGUAAUUCGAAAUAAACGCUACAAUGAACGAUAAUAUAAUUUCCGAAUUGGAAAAAGCUGCCGAAAUAAUAAUGGCACCUCCAAAUGUUAUAUCCAAUGAACAAAGACGUUUAGCGGAAUCUAUUUUCCUGGACUUCAGGAAAAGCAAAUCACCCUAUGGACUGUGUAGAGAUAUUUUGGAAAAGUCUCAGAAUCCUUAUGUCUUAUUCGAGGCAGCUGAAGUACUAAAAGUGGCCAUUAUCAGAGAGUGGUCAUUUUUAUUUGAAAAUGAUAAGACUUCUCUCCGGCAGUACUUGUUUGAAUACAUUACCACCAGAAAUUUGCCCCCGUUUGUAAGAGACCGUCUUUUACAAGUUAUUGCUAUUAUGGUCAAAAGAGCGAGCAUUGAUGAUGGAGGACGAGAAAGAGCGAAUAUUUUAAAACAAGUCGAGAGUUUGAUUGUUAAUGCUGAGCCUGCUAAGAAAAUUCUGGGAUGUAACAUAAUAUCCAAUUUAAUGCAAGAAUACGCAUCGACAGUAAAAUCAACUGAUGUGGGCCUUACUUGGGAAGUCCACUUCAAAGCCAAGAAACAAUUUGAGGCAACAGACUUGAAGAGAAUUUUUCAAUUUUGUAUAUACCUUCUGUCAGAAGUUGUGAAGAACGAUCCACCAUAUUCUGACACUUUGUUGGAACUCUCCAGACAUUUGCUGAAGAUUACUGAAGGUGUUUUAACAUGGGCUUAUGUGUCAUCGAUUCUUCCCAAGAAAAUCGUCGGAAUAUAUGAGUCAAUCUAUGAAGCCUUAAAACUAAACGACUCAUGGUCCGAGAUUGUCCUUAAUCCUGAUUUUCUUCCGCUGAUGUUUCAAAUAUACUGGAAAGUGAGAGAUAUAGACCAACUGGCGCAUCAUUCCUUAAUUUGUCUGGUCCAGCUGGCGUCUCUUUCCGGAGGAAUUCUUCCCAAUGAUGAAAUUCGACUGAAGUAUCUGCAUUCUUAUUUGGUGUCAUUUUUUAAUCUCAUCUCAAAUGUUACCAUAAAAAAUAAGGAGGCACUGGGUUUGUCAAAUAUCGUCAAGAAGUUAAUUACGUUUUUCUUACCUUGCAUUUUUCAGUUACCAGAUGGAAUGAAGGAUACUUUAUUAGAUGAAUUUACAAGAAUUACUUGCCAUCUGUGCGACGGGGCCGUAAUGGAAGAAAUAGAAAACGAAGAAGACCGAUAUUUUACCGACGCAUUUGACAAUAUGUUAGAAGCUUGGACCGGCCUAAUACAAGACCUCUCACACUCACAUUACGACGACAAAUUUCAAGACUGCGCCAAACAAGUGUUUAAUAAAUACGUUCAGUGCCAUCUAGCGCCACCAGAUGGAUGUAGAAGAAGUAAUGUAGACGUAGACGAUGAUAACGAAGAUAACGACAGGGUUAGAUACAAGGAUCAGUUACAGGUUAUAGGAAUGUUUGGUAGAGUUGUGCCAGGCCAUUCAUUACAGCUUUUGUACAAAUUACUUGAAGACCGAAUAACGAAGUUUUCGUACCACAUUCUAUCGAUGCAAAAGGGUGCGAUGAAUUUGAAUCAACACGCAGGAUUAACCGAUCUAUUCGAAGAUAUUCACUGGGUAACUUUAAUUUCUGGCCAUGUUAUUUGUAUGGAUAGCGACGGAGAGACGCCUAUGAUUCCGUCAGCGAUUAUGAAAUAUUCAAUAGAUCAACAUAGAGGCCAACAGUCAACAUUACAGGCUUCUAUGGCCGCAAUAGAAGCUCUAGAGACAAAAUUUUCGCAGCCCGAAAACCUCGAACAAUGCGACCACGUUAUCCGAAUACUUUUCGACGUUAUGAAUCUAUGUGCCUUGGAAGAUUACGCGGCUUCAGCUAAAUUAAAGCAUCUUAUGAGUCCAGAAGUAGGAUCCACGGCGAUGUGGUUCUUAAAGAGAUGGUGUUUAUCGUAUCUGUUGCCGGUUGAAAAUUAUUACGAAGAGCUGAGUCCGACAUUAAUAGGAUGUUUAGGCAAAGACACACAAGGCGCUAGAUUGGUUGUAUCUUAUGUAUUGUCAAAAAUCCAGUCAAAUCUCUUCCAUUUUCAAUCAGAGCCGAUAUUGCUCCGGGAUACAGUGGAGUUAUUCUGUGAUAUUGUCUGCGUCAAACAAAAGUCAUCGCAUAUAGUAAGAACAGAAAGCAUGCGGAACCUGAUCAAACUAUUUGGAAGUCUAGAACCUGGAUCUUUGCCACCGAAUAUCAUCCGAGGCCUUUGUAAAGGAUUUGUCCUAGCAGGAGUAGCCUUAGAUACGAGAAACGAUAGCAUACACAAUGCCAUGAACGAAUACUAUGACUUAAUUUUAACACCUCUACAACAAAGGUUCAAAGCUGUUUGGGGACAGGAGAACUUUACUAGAAUAUACCAAGAGGAAAGAAUACAAAAGAUUGUUAUAGACUUACUAGAGGCAUUUAUAGGAAUCGCUAAAGGUUCCUUGAUGCCUAGUUCGACUACUUUAUUUCAUUUUUUAGCCCCAAUACUAAGCGAAUUACCGGCUCUGAUUACCGUUUAUCAUAAUUAUCAAGUAAUUGUGCAGCUCGUUUUAGAGCUGUUUGGACAAUGCGCAAAAUACAUGUUGUGUUACCUUACCCCUUUCGAUAGUAAAAGAUUAUACGAAAGUUCUUUAGCGACUGUACAGGCGUACGCGAAGUGCAAUCAAGGAAGAUUCACGACCGAAACAUUCGCCGAAGAAAGCAGCUUCCAAGAUCUCGCUCUUAUUUUAGAUCUGCUCACUUUUAUUCUCUCCAAAGACUGCGUUGACUUAUGCACUGAGACUGAUAACGAAGAAAUCUCUGUGGUGGCUUCUGAUGUGUCACUUUUCGGCUUAAACUUCAUUAUGCCUCUGAUGACUAGAGAUUUACUCAACUACCCGAGCCUUUGUGCUCAAUACUAUAGACUGUUGGUGCUUAUUAACGAUAUAUACCCCGAAAAAAUAUGCAAUUUACCGCCUGAACUCCUGAAUACCUUAUUAAGAUCCAUAGAGUUGGGCCUGACUAAUUUCGGUUCAGAUAUAGUCCAGGCUUCCCUGGAUUUCAUCCAGGCCAUGGCAACGUAUAUAUGUACAAAAAAAUUGGUGCAACAACCGUACGCCCAAGCCAUCAGACCUUUCUUGAAAUUAGUAAUAGACUUAACUUUAUCUCAUCAAAUCAAUAAUGACACGGUAUGUUCGGCUAGUACGUGUAUAUACGCCCUUAUGUGCUGCUUCCAAGACGAUUACAAAAUGUUGGUGCAGAGUUUGAUUCAAACGCAGUCAGAUCCUACGACGGCAGAUCGAUUGACAGCAGCUUUUAACAAUUUGGUACUGAAUGUAGACAUGAGCGGUAAUCGAUUGCCUAAACUGAAAUUUAGAGAUAAUUUUGAUAAGUUUUUAGCAAACGUUCAUGGAUUUUUGUUGGUUAAGUAACAUUAAUCUACUAGUGUAUGUUGUUUUAUAUAGAUAAUGUAAAAUAAAACUAUUUUUUCACGAAAAUGUUGAGAUGAUAGGUUUAUAUUUAUUUAACAUAUUUGAGAUAGCGUCAUUAAAGUAUAUGAUAUACAGCAAAACAUUCACUGGAUAAACUACAUUCGAAUUACAAUACAGGGUGAUUGAUUAGUGGGGUAAAGCUCAAUAGAUCCGCUAUAGUAAUAUAUAGCAAUAAAAGUUAAUAACAAAAAUUGUAGCCAACUUUAAGCUUCACAUUUUAAAAUUAAUUAGAAUGUUACAGGGUGUUCGAUAACAUCGUGGCAGACCAAACUUAUGUUUUUUUAAAUGGAACACCCUAUAAUUUAUCUUAUAUUCGAAAUCUUCUUACCUUCCCCAUUACAAAAAUAUAAAGGUCUGUUAUACCGGGUAUUUACAAAGUUAUAGCCAAUUUUCUAUGAAAAUCGUAACAAGUUCAGCUCCCUGUAUAAAUAAAAAUAAGUACAGCAGCAAUGGUUUAUUGAUUCCAUAUUUUUUUAUUUAUUGUCAAAAUUUUUAAAAAUGAUUGACAUUGCUAAUUUUCUUUAUAUCGAAUACAGGGUGAGUCCAAACGCAAGUAAAUUAUUUUCUCAGUAAUUUUAAAGGGAACACCCUGUAUUUUAUAUCACUAUUGAAAAGUACCAUUACCGUACUUUAAUUCUUAGACAACAUUCCCUAUGUCUAAAUUUAUUAGUUUUAAAAUAUUUUCAUUUUUCAAUGGACCAGUAGCGUGGCUACCCAGAUCACCAAAAUUUAAUAACCUGGACUGAUUUUUUUGGGGUUACGUUAAGAAUGAAGGUUAUAAAAUGUCUCCAACAACAAGGGAUGAGAUGAAAAAUGAAAUACAAAGUGUAUUUCGAAGUGUUAAUUUACAAAUGCUUCGUAGUGUAAGUAGCUCAUUCACUCAACUCAUUUUGAACACCUUAUGUAAUUAAAUAUAUAAAAUAUUUUACUAAAAGUAGCUUUUAAUUUUUUCAAAAAUGUUGUAUUUUGUGUUCAUGUUUUUUUUGAAAAAAUUUUUUACUGAUAAAUUAUUUUUCGUUUUUUAUUUGUUACAUUGUUACAUUUACAUACAAAACUAGUUUUUAAUUGUUCUCAGAAAAUGUUGUAUUUUGUGUUUGUGUUUUUUUGUAAAAUGUAUUACCAAUAAAUUAUGUUUCUUUCUUUAUUUAUUACAUUUACAUACAAAAGUAGUUUUUAAUUGUUUCAAAAAUGUUGUAUGUUGUGGUUGUGUUUUUUUUUCGGAAAAUUUAUUACUAAUAAAUUAUUUUUCUUUUUUUAUUUGCUACAUUGUUACAUUGAUUACCGGAUUGAUAAUCAGUAAUCUUAAAUUAUUAGUUUUAAAAAAUUCAGUCAUGGCUUACUUAAAAUUUGGAAAGAUUUAGACCCCUAAUUAAUAAUUUGCUCUGAAAAUUUAAAAUAUCUCAAAAAGUAGUAAAUUUAUACAUAGGGAAUAUUAUACAAAAAUUAAAGUACGGUAACGGCAAUUUUCGAUAGUGACAUAAAAUACAGUGUGUUCCAUUUAAAGUUACUGAGAAAAUAAUGUACUUGCGUUUUCACUCACUCUGUAUUCGAUAUACAGAAAAUUAGCAAUAUCAACCAUUCUUAAAAAUUUUCAUAAUCAACAAAAAAAUAAGGCGCCAAUAAACCAUUGCUAUUGUGCUUAUUUUUAUUUAUACAGGGAGCUGAACUUGUUACGGUUUUCAUAAGGUUUGUUCCAACCCGAUACAAAACCGUUCUUGAAUCGUUACGCGCAUGCGCAAUAAUGAAUAAUUAUGCGCAGUAACUUAUUUUUUGUUACUGCGCAUACGUUCAAGAACGGUUUUGUAUCGAGUUGGAACAAACCUAUAGAAAAUUGGUUAUAACUCUGUAAAUACCCCGUAUAACAUAACAGACUUUUAUAUUUUUGUAAUGGGGAAGUUAAGAAGAUUUUGAGUAUAAGAUAAAAUAUAGGGUGUUCCAUUUAAAAAAAAAAACAAGUUUGGUCUGCCAGGAUGUUAUCGAAUACCCUGUAACAUUCUAAUUAAUUUUAAAAUAUGCAGCUCAAAGUUGGCUACAGUUUUUGUUAUUAACUUUUAUUGCUAUCUAUUACUAUAGCGGAUCUAUUGAGCCCCCCUAAUUAAUCAUCCUGUAUAGUUAUGUUACUCUUAUUUGACAAAAGGACAAUUUUACUGCCCUGUCUCAGUAUAUGUACCAGCAAAAAAUAUAUCUUUGCAACAGAAAUUUAAUUAUCGUCAAUAAAUAAUAUGAAAAAUUUUUGAAGCGAGCUUUUAUAGUGACAUGUAUUAAUUUUUCUCUAUAGUAAGAUGUCACGACACGUGAAAUAGAUGAAGGAUUUAAUUUUCUUAACAAGGGGAGUCCGUUAUACAAAUGUAAACAUUUAAUUUAAUUAUAAAACAAAACUAUAUAUUUCUGCUAUUUUUCUGCCUUUUAUUUAUACCACGUUAGUGAGAGAUAUUUCAUACUUUUUCUUAGAGUACUGGAUUAUAAUAAUUAAAUAGUGGUUGAUAUUCACCAAAAUAAUCAAUUUUGCUGUCUUUAUUAUAGCCUUUGUAUUGAAUUAUGUCAACGUCUGUGUGAGGUUGCCAAUUUGUAUCGUAAGUUUCAAACAUUUUAAAUGAUGUACAACUUUUUCACAAUGUGAAACAGAAAUUUAAAGCAAAUUUUAAAACUCAAGAGAGCGAGAGAGAACUGUAAACCACAAAUAUGUAUACAAAAGUAGACAAAAUAUUUUAAUAAAUUAGUGUUUAUCUAUUUACCUCUAAAAGUUACCCCUCUCUCCCAACUAUUUUCUAAUUUGAUAAUUUUACCAAGGCACAUUAAUGUAUAUUCUUUUUAUUAUAUAUAAUUAUUACAAAUAUGAUCAUAAUGUGAAAGUAGUACUUUAUUUAAAAGUAUGUUCCUAGAUUUUUGUGAAUAUCCGUUUUUCUUAUUUCCCGCAUAGUGAUAGAAGUCAUUUGUUUUUUUAUUUAGGUCUGUCAAAAAUAUAACUGUAUUCAUUUACUUAAAAAUUUAUUUAUUUUUAUAGGCUUUAAUUUGUUUUAGACGUGCUUGCCAUUUUUCUGCAUUGAUUUGUUGAACCCUCUAUUUAUACAUUUCAACUAUUCUAAGGCUGUGCUCUCCAAUAAACGCCGUAUGCCGCGUACAGCGUUACGUCAAACAUCGCAUACAGCGUUUGUCGGUUGCCGGCAACUGACAUAAUCACUACGGAACGUUAGGUUAUGGUCAUCAAUGAACGCCGUAGGCUGCGUACAGCGUCAGGCUGUGGUCUCGAAUAAACGCCGUACAACGUUACGUCACAUGUCGUAUACAGCGUUUUUCGGCCGCCGGCAUUUUUAUCGCCUACAUCACAUAUUGACCUGUUAUUUUUGACCAAUUCAAUUAACAAAUCACCUUUUUCUCUUUUAUGGAUUACUCGACUCAUAUCGCAAGGUUAAAAUGCAUACUAGCAACUGUUGUACUAAAAUGCAAAACAUUUGAAGCCCCGUGCAGCAGUUAGAUUCUACGUUCGACGUACAGUAACAACCGCUAGUACAUUCUUUCACGGUUUUUGCUGUAAAUUUUAAAGAACCGCUUGGACUGACAUGAAAUUUGGCAUACGCAUAGCUAACAUGUCAAAGAAAAAAAGUGAUAUGGUGUCAAUGUGUGCUUUUGUCCAUCUCGGGGGCAAAAAAAUAUAUGUCCAAGAUAAGUCCCGAAAUGGAUAAACUGAUUAAUUUAAGGCAACUUUUGUUCUAUAGAGGUUUUUCAGCAAAUCAUUACUUUUCGAGUUAUGUAUUUGCAAGUGAAUAUGUUCAUUUUUCAACAAAAUAUCCACGUUUUUAGACGGUUUUUCGCAAAUAACUCAAAACGUAAGCAUUUUGUCGAAAAAAAAAUACUUAGUAAAACUAUAGCCUAUAAAAAAGUGAAAAAACGGUGUAUAUAUUAGGUCUAGGUAUAUACCUAGCAAAAGCAGAGUUAUAGCUAAUGAAAAAUAGGUUCAUAUUCGAAAAAUUCCAAAUAGAAUAAUUCAACGGGAAAUAUCCAAAUAAUGAAGCAUUCUUGGGGAAAACACUUUACAACUUUUUUAAAGUGUUUAAAAAAAGCUUUAUUUCUGUUUUUAUAAAAAAAAUUCUGGCAUCAAAUGUAAGCAAGUUACGCUCAAAAUAUAUUUGGUCCCUUUGGUUUUGGCAAAAAAAAAUCGGGAAGAUCACCCCCAGUUAGCAACUUAAAUGAAAUUAAUCGUUACCACUUCACAAGUUACUUUACUUACAGUAGGAAAAAUGAAAGAAUACCCAUUAACGAACAUAUAAAACACGCUGUGUUUUCCUGUCACCGUGUCAGACAAAAAAUUGGCCAGCGCAAGUACAUGUAAUAAUUAUUGUUACAUGUACUUGCACUGGACAAUUUUCUUUGUGACACGGUGACAGGAAAAUACAGCGUGUUUUAUAUGUUCGUUCAUGGGUAUUCUUUCAUUUUUCCGACUGUAUGUUGUGUUUAUAUUAUCUGUAAGUUGCAUCCAAUCAAAGUGAUUAAACACUUUAAAAAAGUUAAAAUGAGUUUUUCCCAAAAAAGUGCUUCGUUUUUGAAGAUAUUCUUCUUUAGCGGCGAAUCGAUUGAGGGUAAAAUUUGAUUGAUCCGCGCGCAUGCGCACACCGACAGUAUGGUAUUAGUUGUUAUACGGGCUCUGAUUGGGUGUUGAAAUUUUGAAAUGAUCUGUCAAUAUUGUUCAAUAUGGAGGUUAUCGGUAAACAAAAAUAUUGUAUAAUAUUAGUUUUUAUUGAUGUGUGGACAGAAAUAAAAUCAAAUUUAUAAUUAUAGUGACUUUUUAAAUAGUUUUGAAAAGCCGCAGGUACGUAAUUCUAAAUGUUUCAGUUGGAAAUACCUAAUAGUUUCAAUAUCUAUCUAUUUGGAAAAUGUAAACAAAAUAAUGUAGUUACCUAUUAGUAGGCAAUCCUUUAAUUUACAUAAUCUGAUUACGAACAAACUUUCUACAAAUCUUCAUCUCAUAUAUCGUUUUCUUACUCUAUAUUUUGUUGUAUUUUAUUUUGACAAAAAUCAAACUAAUAAUUUUAUUAAAUUCAUAUAAAUUUAUGGUGUAAACGUUUAGUUUGUGUAUAUUCCCACAUGACGUAUACGAGAGUUUGGUGCAGUUUGAAAUGGCGUCAACUUUCGUACGGCGCGGUAGACGUGAAGUGGGUUCAAGCCCCAAGCAAGUUAUUAUUUUUUUUAUAAAUUUAUUAGAAUUUAUGAUUUUAUGAUAUGAGCGUGGGCACGCUCCUAAUCAAAUUAUCAACAUUUUGUUGUGGUAGGUUGCUCCAUCCUUUAAAAGCAGCUUGUACGAGCCGUGCGGUGUGGAUUAUCCCGUCGAGCUCUAAUUUUUCUUUUAAGCAUAUCCCACAAAUACUCUAUAGGAUUAAGCGCGGGUGAGCAAGCAGGCCACUGCAAGCAAGGGAUACCUUCUGCUUCAAUGAUGCCUGUAGUCACUAUAAUGGUAUGUAGAGGUCCAUUAUCAUGCAAUAAAAUUAAAGUUUCUCCUGUUGCGCCUCUCCAGAGCCUGACAGAUUAUCAACAUACCUGUGAGCAGUUAAAGUUGAUUGGAUGAAAAUUAAAGGAGUUUUUUACGGAUCACAAUUCCUCUCCAGAACAUUACACUUCCCCUUGUAUAUUUGUGAACAGAUCUGACAGUUUUCGUUCUUGCUUGUUUUCCUCGACCUCUAACUACACGAUUUCGUGGGUCAUCUGAUUUUCCAUCUGAUUACAAUAAAUUCUGACUGUUUUUGAAAAUAGCACAUUUUGUCAAUUCCCAAUGUUCCAGUUUUGGUGGUGAAGACACCAAUUUAGGCGAUCAAUCUUGUGCUGCCUGGAUAACUCGGGAACCCAUAACUGUCACCUGCUGUAUACUUCUUGGUACGAACUCUUCUUCUUAUCCUUUCAACUGAAACAGUUACACAUGUAGCUUCCAAAAGCUGCCUUUGGAGCUGCAGGUGAGAAAUGGUUGGGUGCCUUCCAGCUGAUUCGACAAUUAAACGAUCGUGGAGAGCCGUUAUUACUUUUAGCGACUUUCCCUUGCUUUAUUUUUGAGCUUUCCUAGUUCCUGUUACGUAGCAUAUGUUUUGGACAGAACGCCCUGUAUUACGCCUAGCUCUGCAGCUAUGUCCCUCUGAGAACAUUACUUGCUCCACAAGACCAAUAAUCUUUCCCCGUUGUAAGUUUUAUAACCCCACAUGAGGCAUAUUUUAGUUUUUGGACGCAAAAGUUAGUUUAUUUAUUUUCGUUCAACUUGUAACUCGAGCAAAUAAUCUAUACCGUACCGGGCUGUACUAUCCGAUUGUCUUUUAUAUUAAAUAUAUAAAUAAAUUUUGUUUAUUUUCAAUAAAAACCUUUAAUCUUCGCAACAAUAACAAGUUUUUUCAAAAUAAAUAAAUAUUACUUUGAAAUACAUGGUGAUUCCAUAUAAGUUUGGGUGUGUGUAAUAAAUAAUGGAUAUCUAUUGGAUGUCGAACGCAGUGUCUAUCUGCUAUGAGCGACUUCAAAUGUUGGAAACAACGUUUUUAGUUAUUUUCGAGUAUUUCAACAUACGGCUGGUACAGGUUAACCUAGCGAAAUGCGUAAAGCUAAAUAGUAGGUAAAAAGAACAAGACGAGGUGCUUAUCAACAGGUUGAAAUAUCGCACUUGACUGAUAACGAAAACGAUCGGAAUGUUGUUGCCGGCGAUCGACAAACGCUCCGCCCAACCUACGGCAUUUAUUGGUGACCACAGCUGACUCUGAACGCGACCUACGGUGUUUAUUGAUAAUCAUGGCCUAUGUUUUGUAUUGACUACGUGAAGUUGCCGGUGACUGACAAAGGCUGUGUAAAUGACGCUGUACGUAACCUACGGCAUUUAUUGGAGACCACAGCCUAAAUCAUACAGACGCGACGAAUAGCGUGACGCGAUAUGCAGUGUACGGCGUCUCUAGAGGAGACCAUCGCCUGUGAAGACGCGUACGGUAGUUUCAUGCUGCAUUCGGCGUACAAUUAUUGUAUAUUAUUAUAAGAGACCGAAACUAUUAUUAUUUAUUGUAUUAAGCAUACAGACGCGACGUAUACCUACUGGAGAUCACCUCCUAACGUAACAGAUGGGGCUAUGAAACUAGUUUGCACGUAAACCCUGAAUUAUGGACUAUUUUUGAUAUAUUUACAGUGUUUUUAAUUGAUAUUUUUGUUUCAAUCGAAACAUGCAUGUUCUACAGCAAUUAAUGUUGCUAUUUAUAAAUCAACUAAUAAUCGUGUUGACUAAAAAAUGUAGUGAAAUCAAAAAGGCGUUUGGGAAGUGAUAUUCCGUUUACAUUCCCUUUUGGAAGAAAUGUGCGUUGAUUUAACAAUUAUUAUUUUGCAUUUACUGUAAUUUUGCAAAAGCCAGGAAUCUCUUUAUUUUUAUUUUUCAUAUAUUUUUAUUACUCACAGAGGAAUAUUUUUUGUAUUAGAAAUUAACAAACUACAUUCGAUCAGUCGAGCCAAUCAAUUUAUUUUGGUUGUAAUUUACUUACAUAUACUGUAAUGACGUCUCAAGUUAUCAUUGUUUCAUCGCUAGUAUAUUUUAAUUUAGGUCAUAAAUUUUUUGCGUUUUUUUUUUUUUGUAGAUAUAAUAUCAUUUUUAUAGUUUUUAUAUAUUGAUAAACGUGUUAUAUAAAAUUCAAAAUAAAAGUAUCAUUACUACAAAAA
Molecule: messenger RNA, 11216 nt
Organism: Diabrotica virgifera virgifera (western corn rootworm)
Lineage: Eukaryota; Metazoa; Arthropoda; Insecta; Coleoptera; Chrysomelidae
Product: exportin-4-like
Exons: 10
Coding region: 111-3494 (1127 amino acids)
Biological process (GO): protein export from nucleus
Cellular component (GO): nuclear pore; cytoplasm
Molecular function (GO): nuclear export signal receptor activity; small GTPase binding
Source: RefSeq, a predicted model, not a curated record